AUGACAAAAUUUUUAUUUCUAAAUCGUGAACAAAUAAAAUCACCAAUUUUAGUUUCAUCAUCUGUAGAAAAAAUUCAAGAAGUAUCUGUAUGUUGUCCGAUUAUGCAACAACCGGUAUCAGCACAGUCGUCACCAUCAAAUGUGCUAGAAAAAGGUUUAUAUGUAAUAAUUAAUAUCACAGCAUUUAGUUCAUCUUGUUCUUAUCAGACAUCUACACGAGCAGGAUUAGAAAAAGAUGUCGAUCUGAUAAAAACUGUUUUUCGUGAACUAAAAUUUACAGUAUUACAGUCUGAUUCACAAGAUGUUAUUAUACGAGAUAUUGUAAAACGUUAUGUUGAUUCAUCAACAACAAUCUGGGUUGGAAAAUCACGCCUAUUUCUUAUUCAAGCAUAUCGAUCAGAAUGGUCGAAACAUAUCCCAAAUGAAGCAUCAAAACGAGAUCGAACUAUAGGAUCAUCUUGUAUUCAAUUACUUUGUGUCAUGUUACUUCGGUAUAGUCAUUAG
Rotaria sp. Silwood1 is the source of this 504-nucleotide messenger RNA. The record is from the annotation of a GenBank genome assembly. NCBI's taxonomy places the organism in Eukaryota, Metazoa, Rotifera, Eurotatoria, Philodinida, Philodinidae.